GAGUUUGCCUGACUGUCUUGCCGUGGCUUCUGCUCCUGCUCUCCUCUAAAGGGUUUUGUCAGAGGGUGGACUGCCAGUGGGGGCCAUACAGUGAGUGGAGCUCAUGUCUUGGAUGUCCCACAACACAGACCAGGACCCGUUCGAUUGCCGUGCACGCUCAGAAUGGAGGGAACCCGUGUUUUGGAGAGAAGUUUGAAACCAAGCCUUGCUUAGAAGUUCGUCUCAUGUUUUUUACAUGGAAAUGUCCAGACCCCCGAGUGCACUGUAGGUGGGGUCCUUUCGGAGAUUGGUCCGAGUGUGACGGCUGCACCAGGACACAGACUCGUUAUCGGACCAUCGCGGUGUACGCCCAGUUUGGAGGGAACCGCUGUGGUGGAGAUCGUUCUGAGACCAGAUCAUGUGAGCCCACUAAAUCCUGCCCCCUGGAGCAAGGCUGUGGGGACCGAUUCCGCUGCAGAUCAGGCAUGUGCAUCCCCCAGACUCUGAUGUGUAAUGGGGAUCAGGAUUGUGAGGAAGACAAUGAAGAUGAGAGUACAUGUGAGAGGAAGCAGCACUUCGUCUGUGAUAAGCAGAGGCCGCCACCCAACAUCGAACUGCUGGGCACCGGAGUCGACUUAGCCACAGGAAAGAACAGAGGACUCGUCAUCAACACCAAGAGCUUCGGAGGCCAAUGUCGCAAGAUGCACCAUAAUGCCUACAGACUACCCCAGAGCCUACUCAAGUACAAUUUUGUGGUUAAAGUUCAGAACAAUUUAAACGAUCAGAUGUUCCAGAGUGAAUGGCACUACAGAAAGGAUAUUGUCAAAAGAGAGACGGUCACUGGGACAACUAAGGGGUACAGAAAUUAUGACUACCAUGAGACCGAUGAUCGAAAACGGAAUUUCCAUCUUUUGAUCCUGAAGAAUAACAUUGAAUUAGCCAGUUUCCAGGCCACAUCUCCACAGUACAUCCCUAUAGCAGAGGAGUUUUGGAAGGCCCUCUCAAAGCUCCCUACAGUGUACAACUACGCAGCCUACAGAGCACUCAUCUCCAGGUUUGGGACCCACUACCUAUCAGAGGGGACACUAGGGGGCUCCCUCUCCGUCAUCGUGAGACUGGAUUCUGACGUGCAAAUACACAAAAUCACUGAGAUAGCUGAACAUAACGAGUGUGAAAGAACAAAGCACUACUUUUUGUUUUUCCCCAUAUAUCGUGAGUCCUGUGAUCGUGACUACAAAGACCUCUCCAGAAAGCCUAACAUAUUCAACAAGACCGGUUUUGUGGGCAAAGUAACACCAGAAGGGGGCAGUGACGCUCUGAUUGCACAGCUGCAGAACAUGGAGAUCAGUACACCAGAAGCUAACUGGAGGGCCUACACAGACUGGGCCGACUCUGUGAGGUCAUUCCCCAAAGUUAUUAAUUCAAAGCUGAGACCUCUCUGGGAGCUGGUGAAGGAGGUCCGCUGUGCCGGUGUGAAAAAGCUGUACCUCAAAAACGCCAUAGAGCAGUACCUGUCCGAGUCCCACCCGUGCCACUGUCUGCCCUGUGAGAAGAACGGCAUCGCUGUCAUGGACCACGACGUCUGCAAGUGCGUCCCCAAACCCGGAUCUGAGGCUCAAGACUCUGAACGUGUGGAGGUUGAUGGCUGUUGGUCAUGCUGGUCUGCGUGGUCCUCCUGCUCUGGGUCCUCCUGCUCUGGGGGACGUAAAACCCGAAGUCGCUCCUGCACUAACCCAGAGCCGAGGAACGGAGGACAAAGCUGCAUCGGAAAAGCUACAGAGACCGGAGACUGUGAUGAUGAAGAACUGGACUAUCUCAGAAACUUUGAACCAGAAUGCUUUGACUUCUCCCUCUCACCCAAGCUGAAGUGUGAGCCUCCCCCAACUCUAAUCAACGGCUACAUCCUGGACCCCAAAGACACAUACUUGGUCGGGCACCGGGUGGAGUACAGGUGUAUAGCAGGCUUCCAUCUCUCUGGUCCUUCCAUAUUUGAGUGCACUGCUGCUCAGACCUGGUCCGGCACACCUGAUGUCUGCCAAAUAUCAAACUGCAUGAUGCCCACACUAGCUGCUGAUGUCCUGGUAUCUCCAGAUAAGUCGAGUUAUGACAUUGGAGAUUCUGUGACUUUGUCGUGUCCAGAGGGAAAAUAUCUGGAGGGAGACAACACCGCAAUCUGCGACCCCAGCCUCAACUUCUCCCCUGACCCCACCGAAGUCACCUGCAAACAAGUGAUUUCUAAGAAGUCCCGUGAACCAGUGAAUCCUUCAGGGCAGUGUAAAGUUUGGGAGAAAGACGUCAGGGGCAAGUGUGUGUGUAAGCUGCCCAAUGAGUGUGGCCCGUCUCUGGAGCUCUGUGCGUCAAACCCGGUGAUCGGUCCCAUGGUUCUGACUGUGUGUAAGUUGCAUGCUCUGAAGUGCAUGAAGAAGGCGCACGCUGUAGCAGAGAACAGUCUGUGCACGUGGCCCGUGCGCUCUGCUGACUCAGGCUGUUCCAACUGUCACCCAUGGGAGACCUGUGAUGAGCAAACCAGUACAUGCAGCUGUAGGGCCUCUGCAGACUGCUCCUCCCCAGGUCUGAGCGUGUGUGUGCGGGUGGGCUCUGACUCCGACCCCCUGACCCUGAGCGAGUGUGAGGCUGGGCUGCGCCGGUGCAGAGGAGAAAUGGUCACUGUGGUGGACAUAGAUCCGUGUCCUCAAAACUGAAAACUGCUGUAUAAUCUGGUGCUUAAAAUUAUUUACCAUUCACUGAUUUUUCUACUGUUUUCUACUUGUUAUGACUUUAUUCUUUGGUAAACUUAAUAUUAGGAUAAUCACAAUUACAGUUACAUUCUUUUUUUACUGUCACUUCUGCCUCAGUAUAUACAAAAGUGCAUUACGUGUGAUCAAAAUUGCAACAAAACUAAGUGAUCUAUGUCAUUAAGUAACCAAAUAUACCAUGUCUGAAAGCUUUUAUAUUUUUGUUUUCAUAGUAUUUGUCUCCAUCUUGUGGCCAAUUAUGCACAUUAACUUCUUCAGUGGUGGAACAAUAUUAAGAUAAUUACAACUAAUUACUAAAACUUUAUUUUCCAUACAUACAUAUACAUAUAAUUAAAGCUCUAAAAUAUGAAAUGUAAUACGCAGAUGCCUUAAUGUAGUUCAGUACAUAAUUAAAGACACUGAAGCACAUUUUAUGUUGUUUUUUUAACCUAAGCUGAGUAUUUUUACAAUGUGUAUCUACUCUAGCUCUUAUGAAAAAACUAUAUAUGAUUAAUUAUACUU
Messenger RNA from Boleophthalmus pectinirostris (great blue-spotted mudskipper), 3236 nucleotides. It is a transcript of the gene c7a, whose product is annotated as complement component 7a. Gene Ontology annotation, biological process: immune response. Gene Ontology annotation, molecular function: protein binding. NCBI's taxonomy places the organism in Eukaryota, Metazoa, Chordata, Actinopteri, Gobiiformes, Gobiidae. Gene Ontology annotation, cellular component: membrane attack complex. The record is from RefSeq and is a predicted model, not a curated record.